This is a messenger RNA of Kockovaella imperatae, 978 nucleotides long. RefSeq lists its product as hypothetical. The transcript has a single exon. Bases 72 to 656 code for a protein of 194 amino acids. Lineage: Eukaryota; Fungi; Basidiomycota; Tremellomycetes; Tremellales; Cuniculitremaceae. The record is from RefSeq and is a predicted model, not a curated record.
GUUGCAUAUCGCUAUUUUGCUUUGUCUUCUCGGCGCCAUUGUCAUCUCCUUACUGGCGCUUUUGCUCCCCAAUGAAAACUACCACCUCUCUGUAUUCUCGGUGUCCCCCAUCGGACAUCGGGUCCUCGGUGCGCCACCAAGCGUGCCUCUCAAUGCAACCUCGGCCAGGGCGAAACCCAGCGCAACGGCAGUUAUCCUACACAAUCGAACCCUUGCUAACGCCACCUUGGAGGGGAACUGGACAGGUGUUGAUGGACCCACCAUCUACGUCGGCGUCAUGCGUGAGUGGACCAAGGCUGAUUGACGCUCAAAAAGCCACAGAGUUAUGCUCGAGAGCCAGUCACGACGCAGACGUCAACUGUACGUCUAUAUCCGAAGCAAGUUCUUGUGAGUGCCGAAUGCUGUUAGUGAAGCUCAUAUGCCCCCUCAGAUGGCCGUUUGCUUCCAUCUUCCUUGAGCAGCACAAUCACAAAGCUGCCCACAUCUCCACUCACACCGAUCCUUCUCCUGGCAGGAGGUAUAGCCACGCUGAUGGCGAUAAUCGUUCACUUGAUCGGGUUGGCCAUACAAGUAUCACUGAGGGGGAGAGCGGCCAAAUUUUGGAGGCUCAAGCUUUGGUCGCGCAGACCAGCUCUUCCCGCCAAAGACCCUCUUGAAUCGGACUCUUUGACUGGCUUGGUCGGCUCUUCGACGCGCAAGCCCAAGUCUACUGGCGCUAUCAUCGCUUCUCAAAUCUUGAUUGUCGUUGCGCUCGGUCUCAGCAUUGCAUCAGCAGUUCUGGAGCUCCAGGCAGUGAAUCAAGCAAGGGAAAGAUGGGACGAUAAUCAAGCCGAGCAGUAUGGGCUCAAAUUGACUGUAGACACAGCCGCAUAUCGUAAGUUCUGCUGAUUGGUCAGUCGCUCAGAUAAUUCUCAGUCAUCGCAAUGGUACCUGCGGCUUUGUUGCUUGCCAUUCUGCUCUAUCUCAUACCGCUAGUCC